This is a messenger RNA of Myotis lucifugus (little brown bat), 1729 nucleotides long. RefSeq names its product histo-blood group ABO system transferase-like. The transcript is spliced from 2 exons. Lineage: Eukaryota; Metazoa; Chordata; Mammalia; Chiroptera; Vespertilionidae. Bases 95 to 1012 code for a protein of 305 amino acids. The record is from RefSeq and is a predicted model, not a curated record. Gene Ontology annotation, cellular component: vesicle; membrane; Golgi apparatus. Gene Ontology annotation, molecular function: glycoprotein-fucosylgalactoside alpha-N-acetylgalactosaminyltransferase activity. Gene Ontology annotation, biological process: carbohydrate metabolic process.
CAGAGCUGGUCAGGGGGGAUCGCCCACGUUUGCAUCUGGACUGGCAUCAGGCGGGUUGCUUGCCGAUGCCACGUCCUCCUGGGACGCCAAGGGCAUGGGGCCGAGUGGGGCGCCCGGUGCCGCAGGGGGCACAGGCGGAGUGUGUCCCCCUCCUGCCCGCUCACACGUGGCUGUGGGCUCUCGGCCCAGGAGGAAAGACGUCCUCGUCCUGACCCCCUGGCUGGCGCCCAUCGUCUGGGAGGGGACCUUCAACAUUGACAUCCUGAACGAGCAGUUCCGGCUCCAGAACGUCACGGUCGGGCUCACCGUGUUUGCCAUCAAGAAGUACGUGGUCUUCCUGAAGCUCUUCCUGGAGACGGCCGAGCAGCACUUCAUGGUGGGGCACAGGGUCCACUACUACGUCUUCACCGACCGGCCGGCCGACGUGCCCAGCGUGGCGCUGGGGGAGGGCCGCCGCCUGGUGGUGCUCGAGGUCCCGGGCGCCGCGCGCUGGCAGGACGUGUCCAUGCGCCGCAUGCAGAUGAUCAGCGACUUCUGUGAGCGGCGCUUCCAACGGGAGGUGGACUUUCUCAUCUGCGCGGACGCGGACAUGCGCUUCCGCGACCACGUGGGCGUGGAGAUCCUGUCCCCGCUCUUCGGCACCCUGCACCCCGGCUUCUACAGGGCGACCCGCCAGGCCUUCAGCUACGAGCGCCGGCCGCAGUCCCAGGCCUACAUCCCCUGGGACCAGGGCGACUUCUACUACAUGGGGGCGCUCUUCGGGGGGUCGGUGGCCGAGGUUCAGCGGCUCACCAAGUCCUGUCACCAGGCCAUGAUGGCCGACCGCGCCAAUGGCAUCGAGGCCGUUUGGCACGACGAGAGCCACCUGAACCGGUACCUGCUGGACCACAAGCCCACCAAGGUGCUGUCCCCGGAGUACCUGUGGGACGAGCAGCUGCUGGGCCGGCCGGCCGUCAUGAGGAAGCUGAGGUUCGUGGCUGUGCCCAAGAACCAUCAGCAAAUCCGCAACUGAGGGGCGCGCCCCGAGGCGCGGGGAGGGCUGGGGUCCAUGCUCUCUUGGGGCCCCCAGAUUGGAACCUUUAUGGCCGCUGGGCAUGACUGCUCUUCCCUUUUCUGUCCUGUGGAGGGAAACUGUGGAGGCCUGGCACUGCCCCAACCCCCAAAUACAGGCCUUGGGGCACCUCCACCCUGUGCACAGGCAUGCAGGAGACAGGCCCCAUCCCCUGGCACGGGGCCUGGAGUGGCCUGGCCAUCGCUCCCACUGGGUGCCCCUUGGGCCCUUCACUCAGGUGAGGCAGGUGGUCCCGGCCCCUCCUGACAAACAGGGGGUCCCGGAUGAAGUCACUCCAGGGAAAGGUGUGCCCCGCCCCGCCCCCCCGUGCCUCCCGUGUGCAGAAAACUCAGGAAAGCCAGUGUUUUCAAAAGGGCCGAGGGGCAAAUGGGCACUUCCUAUGAAAGGAAGCCGAGGCCCCAGCAGGUGCAGAGGGAAGUGGGCGGGGACCCUCUGGAGGACAGUGCGCAGGCCCUGAGGUCCCGCAGGCGGCACCUCCCGCAGCGCCGGUCCGAGGAGGCCACCCCACAGGCGUUCUUGCACAAUUUUUCAAAGAUGUAUUUUUGAGCGUCGACCUAUGAACCAGGAGGUCAUGGUUCAAUUCCCAGUCAAGGCACAUGCCCAGGUUGUGUGCUCGAUCCCCAGUGUGAGGUGUGCAGGAGGCAACCAAUCAAUGAU